CCCACUUUACAUAGGAUUAGAUGAUUUGCCCUGCUUUUUUUUUUCUCUUUAGAUAAUAUGUCUUUUUUAUUUACUGUAAUCAUUUUUGACUUUUUAUCCCUAUUUUCACGACGCGAAAUGACUCUACUGCCCCUGUGACAAAUUUGCAAUUCUUCUUCUUAUCUUCUCUGCUGUGUGUGAGUUCCAUCGACCAGCUCGCCUUUUCUCCAGUUCAACGCCUCUACUCUGUUCUUUUUUCCCCAACCUACUGGAGGAUGACGACAACGGCACCUUGGCCCCCGGCAGCAGCAGCUCAACGUGGCGGCUCCCGGUGCAGCUUCUCGGCCCGGCGCGGUGGCUCCCGCUGCAGCUCGGCGCCCCGCGGCGGCGGCUCCCACUGCAGCUCCUCGGGCCGGCGCGGUGACUGCCGCUGCAGGUCGACGGCCCGCGGCGUCUCGCUCCGGCUGCAGGUCGGCGGCCCGCCGCGGCGAUUCCCGCUGCAUGUCGGCAGCUCGGCGACUCCAGCUGCAGCUCGGCGGACCAGCAGGUCCCGGGGCACCGGCUGCAACUCGGAGCUGCGGAUGGCGCCCUCGUUGCUGGUUCAUUAACGGCGGAGAAGUGUUGUGCUAGCUGCAAUAACCAUGGGAAAUGGGAUCCUAGGUUAAUCAAAGCCAGGAUCCAUGUACAGGCGCACACAUGUACACCAUGAAGCGAGUUCAAUAGGAUUAGAUGUACGUGACUGAUGAUGUUGUGAAAUGCGGGGUCUGCUUGUGUUGUACUGGGAAGUGGGAUCUAGGAUCAUGAUCCUCAAGGUGUUAGUGCUCGCUGCAACAGCCAUGGGAGAGGAGGGUGUGGGUUGAUCAGAUACUAACCAAUCUGCAGCAUCUCGUGAUGAUCCAUGGAUGCAGAAGUCGUCUGCCCGACCGGUAGUUUGAGGAAUCACCUUCUGCCGGCCUGUGUGAGCCCUCCCUGUCCGGGAGGCGCUGGAGUUGAUGGCUUGGUGGCCGGCGGUGCAUUCGCCUCUCUGCUGGGCGCGGACAUGGAGAUAAAAACUACAGUUUUGCUAAAGCACAUCUAGAUGUGCCAUAAGUAUUGCACAUCUAAGUCAUAUGUCAUUGAUCUUACA
This is a messenger RNA of Triticum urartu, 1105 nucleotides long. NCBI's taxonomy places the organism in Eukaryota, Viridiplantae, Streptophyta, Magnoliopsida, Poales, Poaceae. The record is from RefSeq and is a predicted model, not a curated record.